Colias croceus (clouded yellow) is the source of this 1395-nucleotide messenger RNA. It is a transcript of the gene ND-42, whose product is annotated as NADH dehydrogenase [ubiquinone] 1 alpha subcomplex subunit 10, mitochondrial. Bases 142 to 1344 code for a protein of 400 amino acids. The record is from RefSeq and is a predicted model, not a curated record. Gene Ontology annotation, biological process: mitochondrial electron transport, NADH to ubiquinone. Lineage: Eukaryota; Metazoa; Arthropoda; Insecta; Lepidoptera; Pieridae. Gene Ontology annotation, cellular component: cytoplasm. The transcript has 5 exons.
CAAAAAUUGAAUACAGAUAAAACGAAGUUAUAGUAUUGUCUAUGAAACGAAUGUCAAUUGUCAAAUUUAGAACUGUCAUCAAACAGAGGUGUUAUGUCACACUUCUAGUUCGAUUUUUUAUUAUGAAUUAAUUUGAGCAAUAUGGCCACACUUAUUCGAACUACAUUUGUGAAGGUGAUCAGCCCUGCUCAGGGUGGCAAGAUCGCAGGAUGUACCAUCUUGCAAAAGCGGAAUAUCAGUGGAAAAACUUUGAGGGAAUCUUUCCCCCCUCGUCCACCUAAGCCCGCACCAUUCGAUUAUGUUAACAAAGACUACACUUGGUUACGUAGUCUUUUCGACAGAACUACUCAUAGAUUCGAUGAGAACACCAAAGUAGUCGUCGUCGAGGGCCCAGUGGCGGCUGGCAAGACUGAAUUUGCGGCCGCGCUUGCAGAAGACCUUGGUAUGAAGCAUUUCCCUGAAGCCAACAUGGACAUCCAUUACAUUCAACAGGGAGUCGAUCUGCGGACCUUUAACAAUAAGUUGCCAGAGGACGCUAGAAGCUUUGAGCACAUAGAAUUCAACAUGACACCUAAUCAUCGCUUGGCUGGUAACUACCAAAUCAUGAUGUACAUGGCUAGAUACAGCCAGUAUAUUGAUGCGGUGGCUCAUUUGUUGAACACUGGCCAGGGUGUGGUAUUGGAGCGAUCCCCUUACUCCGACUUUGUAUUCUUGGAGGCAAUGUUCUCCCAGAAGUACAUCAGCAAGGGUGUCCGUUCUGUGUACUAUGAACUGAGGAACACAACCAUUGAAGAUUUGCUGCGUCCUCAUUUGGUCAUCUAUCUAGAUAUACCAGUAGAUAAGGUUGUAGAAGCAGUAAAAAAGCGCGGCCACAAACACGAAGUCGAGGGCAAAGCGCUCACCGUGCCGUUCCUCCAAGAAAUGGAGCGUCAAUACAAGAACAAGUACUUGCGCGAUAUAUCCACACACGCGGAACUGCUUGUGUACGACUGGACCGGCGGUGGUGAGGUUGAAGUGGUUGUAGAAGACAUUGAGCGUAUAGACUUCGACCAAUACACACACAGGGACGAGCCCAAACUGAAGGACUGGAGGCUGCCACGUGAAGUCGAAUGGGCCGACCAGAGGAUGAUAUUCACAAACAGCAAGCACAUAUUCAUGAAUCAGUUCAACAUACCGAGAACUGAUGUGCCCGAAUUGAUAACUAGUGCAGAUGAUAUGCAUGCGUAUAACCAGGUUGUAUACUCUCACCCACAACUUCAGUUCGCGCAAGGCUACAACAAGGAAGCCGGUGACACUGGCCUCGCCUUCAAAAACAAACACCCCAAAUACACGGAGUACUUCUAAACGGGGAUUAGAUUGUUUAUUGUGAAUAUGUAAUAAAAUAGUGAAUGUUAA